Malassezia pachydermatis is the source of this 969-nucleotide messenger RNA. RefSeq names its product aha1-stress-regulated cochaperone. The coding region runs from base 1 to 969 and encodes 322 amino acids. Gene Ontology annotation, molecular function: protein-folding chaperone binding; ATPase activator activity. The transcript has a single exon. Gene Ontology annotation, biological process: protein folding; positive regulation of ATP-dependent activity. Gene Ontology annotation, cellular component: cytosol. The record is from RefSeq and is a predicted model, not a curated record. Lineage: Eukaryota; Fungi; Basidiomycota; Malasseziomycetes; Malasseziales; Malasseziaceae.
AUGUCGACGUGGAACAAGCACUAUCACUGGAAGACCAAGGGAUGUACUCCUUGGGCUAAGGACUGGUUUAAGCAAAACCUGGUCGGUAAAAGUGUAAAGACAGGUGACGAAGCUUCCGUCAAGAUCGACAACCUGACAGGCUUCGAAGGCGAUGUUGAGCUUGGCAACCGCAAGGGAAAGCUGAUUACUAUUUACGAUUGUGUUGUAACUCUGACUUGGUCUGGUGAGGCAGAUGAUGGUACAGCAGCGAAUGGCACGAUCAAGUUCCCGGAAGUGUCACACGAGAUUGAAGACAACAACGAGUCAUACCAAUUUGAGACGGAACUCCUUUCAGAGUCAUCCAACAAGGCCCAUGACCUGUACAAGGUGGUGCGCACCUCUCUUGUUCCAUCUCUGGAGGAAGUGUUCCAUCGCUUCCGCACUGAACUGAUCGAGUCGCAUGCCAAGGACCUCGGCCAUGAAGGCGAUGCGCCGCCGACGCCAGAUGCGAUUGAGACGCCAAAGGCCGCCUCAAGCGCUACGGUGGGUAUCUCCACGAAGUCGUCCAAAGAGCCAGAUGCCGUGUCAACGAGCACGACGGAGGUACGUGUGGCCAGCCACUUGGCUAUCAGUCAGGCGGAUCUCUGGGAUCUGCUAACGAAUCCACACCGUAUUCCUAUGUGGAGCAAAGCCCCAGCGCAGUUCUCACCGAACAAGGGAGCCAACUUUUCGCUGUUCGGCGGCAACAUUACGGGCUCGAUCGUCGAGGUAUCGGCGCCUCGCAAACUCGUACAAACAUGGCGCGUACCUCAAUGGCCUGCUGGAUACCACGGCGAGCUCACCACUGAGCUCACUCAAGGCGAUGACUCGACAAAACUGGAGCUGAUUUUGCGGGGCAUCCCUACGGGCCAAGAAGACCAAGCCCGCGCUGGUCUGGAGAACUAUUAUAUUCGUGGCUUAAAGUCCAUGGGUCUUGGCACGAUUUUGUAA